GUCGCUGUCAGUCGCCGGUGACGGAGCGGGUGAUUUUCCUGGUGCGCUGUUGCAUCAACGAGACUCGUCUCGAGCAUGACGGGGAGGCUACAUGCUAUGGCUCGGGUAGCUCUGCUAGCUAGCCCCAUGUAGUGUAAAGUUGUUCGCUGGCUUCGUGAAGCAGAAGCCUGUAGCUAGCUCUCCGAGGGGACAGCGGCACGUGUCCACCUCUCCUCUGGACCCAGGAAGCGGGUUAUAGCCCUGUCAUUGAUCGUGCUCUUUUAAAAACCCGGAUCACCUUCACUCGUGAGGACACGCGGCGCGUUCACAAGUCAUUAGCCUGGAUCAAAGUUAGCAUUUCUAAAAGAUCCAGAUGGAUAAAAAUGAAAAAAAAAAACUUCGGAAUCAGGACAUAAACCCAUGCAUCGAAGAAAGUGAUGCGUCUCGUAAGUGUUUGGAUGUCUACAACUAUGAUAAGGGCAAGUGUUCGGCCUAUUUCCUGAAAUAUAAGAACUGUAGGAAAUACUGGCACAACGUAAUGGUGGAGAGGAGAAGAAACGGGGUGAGACCUGACAUGCCCACUGCUGCAGAGAGGCAAGAGAUGCUUGCUGAUGUCGGAGGCAAACCAUACUGAGAGUCAGCAGGGUCACACAAAGACACUGUGAAGAUCAGUGGGCCCAGGAACCAUGAUGCUACUACACUGCAGUUGCCUGGUGUAUACUGUGACUGAUCUGUUUUAAAGUGACAUCUGCAGAAGGACUUUAUGGAGUUACAGAGAGACAAGAAGAUAUGAGAUUGAUUAUUUAUCGAGAUUAAUGUGAAGUGAACUGACACAUCAUGAAAACAAUUAAAGAUCAUUUAAAGCA
Paralichthys olivaceus (Japanese flounder) is the source of this 845-nucleotide messenger RNA. It is a transcript of the gene chchd7, whose product is annotated as coiled-coil-helix-coiled-coil-helix domain containing 7. Gene Ontology annotation, biological process: mitochondrial respiratory chain complex assembly. Gene Ontology annotation, cellular component: mitochondrion. The record is from RefSeq and is a predicted model, not a curated record. Lineage: Eukaryota; Metazoa; Chordata; Actinopteri; Pleuronectiformes; Paralichthyidae.